Molecule: messenger RNA, 264 nt
Organism: Ostertagia ostertagi
Lineage: Eukaryota; Metazoa; Nematoda; Chromadorea; Rhabditida; Trichostrongylidae
Source: the annotation of a GenBank genome assembly
AUGUCGUUGAUCACCGGCAUUGGCAACCCUAUCGUACAGAAAGUGAUGGACUAUGCUGAGAUGUUCAACAAAUCGGCGAACGCGUGCGGCAUGUGUAACGUGCAGGUGUCCUGCUCUCCCAGAUGCGACUACGCACCUGGAGGUAACUCAUUCGGAGUUGUGGAUCGAAUCUGCGAUCUACCCACCGAGAAGCAGGCCUGUGCCAUGACAUCACGAGCCUACGACGAGGAAUCCGGACUGUGCAAAGUUUGGCCACCAAGUUGA